Penicillium angulare is the source of this 651-nucleotide messenger RNA. RefSeq lists its product as uncharacterized. NCBI's taxonomy places the organism in Eukaryota, Fungi, Ascomycota, Eurotiomycetes, Eurotiales, Aspergillaceae. The transcript is spliced from 3 exons. The record is from RefSeq and is a predicted model, not a curated record. The coding region runs from base 1 to 651 and encodes 216 amino acids.
AUGGCUAUUACAGAGCUCAUUUUCCCGACCAUCAAGCCCAUCAAGGAGGUUGUUGAUGAAGUCGAAGAGAACUGGCCGACCAUGAGUAAGGCUUUGAUACACCCAAACCCGGGUCUUCUCAGCGCCUUUAGAGGCUGGGUCGUCAGUGAGAACGACAAAGAUGUCCGUGACCAGUACCGUGAGGUUCUCAUUUUUGAGUGGGUGGAGGAAGCUUCUUUCUAUUCAUUCAUCGCUUCUGCUCAAUUUGCUUCCUUUGUCGGAAUGAUCAAGCGAUUUAUCCAGGGACCACCGAUUUUGCAGCUUUACAACACGGAUCUCAGCCCCAAGAAUGUAGCUGUGGCUCCUGUCGUGGAGAUUAUCCGACUUAUUAUCUCGGACUCGGAGAAAGUCAAAGAGGCACAGGAGAGCUGGAAGGUGUUUUCAGGGGAAGGAGCUACCAAUGGCCAGGUCGCACCAACUGUGGUAUCUGGUCACAGUUUGAAUCUUGAGGGAAAUGUCGUUGUUGGGAUGCUGGGAUGGGCAAGCACAGAGGCCCGUGAGACUGGACUGAAAGAUAAGGCAUUUGAAACCGCACUGGAAUCUCUAAGCUUGCUUGGGGACCUGUCACGAAUCAUUGUUGAAGUGGAUCCGAUGGAACUGUCUGCCCUCUAG